UUGCGAAUCGAGUUGGCAGCGUCGUGGCGCUACUUUCUUGGCGGCAAUCUGGCGUCCGGUGCGAUUGUUGCACAUGUUUUUCCUUCCCGCGCAGACAUGUGACGCGCCGUCGGUGCCGACUUUGCCGAAUUGCGACGCCGAACCGAGCGACUCGUCGGCCGACUUGGCCCUGGAGAUGUAGCCGAGAGUCUCGCGCCUGCAAUGGAAAAGUUCCAGAAGAUCGAGAAAAUCGGCGAGGGCACGUACGGCGUGGUCUACAAGGCCCGCAAUGUGGAGACCAACGAGUUCGUCGCCCUCAAGAAAAUCACCCUCGAGCCGACUAGUGAAGGCGUUCCGAGCACAACGAUCAGAGAAAUCGCCCUUCUCAAAGGACUGAAGCACGUCAAUAUUGUGAAUCUGAUGGACAUACUGCACGUCCCCUCCACGAAGAAGUUGUUCAUGGUGUUUGAAUUCUUGGACAUGGAUUUGAAGAAGUUCCUUGACAACGUCCAAAAAGCACUGCCCAUCGACGUUGUUCGGAGUUUUGUCAGCCAAAUGGUCGACGGCAUUGCAUACUGCCACAGCAACAGGAUUCUUCACCGAGACUUGAAACCGCAGAACAUUCUAAUCGACAUGACCAAGGGAGUGGUCAAGCUGGCCGAUUUUGGUUUGGCCCGAGCCUUCGUGAUGCCAUUUAAAAAUUACACGCACGAAGUGGUCACACUUUGGUACAGGGCGCCUGAAAUCCUGCUUGGCUCGAGAUACUAUUCCUGCAGUGUGGAUGUUUGGAGCAUCGGCUGCAUCUUUGCCGAGCUGCUUCAACGGAAAGCAUUUUUCCCUGGUGACUCGGAAAUCGACCAGCUCUUCAGGAUUUUCCGCACACUCGGUACACCUGAUGAUAAUAUUUGGCCUGGUGUGACAAAACUUCCUGACUUCAAACCCAUGUUCCCCAAGUGGGAGAGGAAUAGCUUGAGAAAAGUAUUGCCCGAGAUGCCAGAUGAGGCCAUGGACUUAUUCCUGGGCAUAAUGGCUUAUGAUCCUGAUAAGCGCAUGACGGCAGUUGAGGCCUCGCAACACCCUUGGCUACACAAGGCCAAAAUUGUGGUGCCCCCGCCUAUACGAGAUCCUUUCAAACGAUAAGGAACAAAAAGCCUCCUCCAAAACUUAUUUGAAUUCGUAGCAAAAACUAUGAUAAUUUUUCUUCCCUGUGAUACAUUUCAAUGGUAGAGCUUGACCGAGGUAAUAUCAAUCCUCUCCUAUCUAAAAACAAAAUCCAGACUCGAUUCUCCUUCAUUUUUAUGCUUGAAAUAUGUUGGAGAUUUUUAGGUAUUUUUCGUCUAGCAAUCCAAUAGAGUUCAGAUUCUAUUUCUAUCCUGCUCAGAUUUGUAGAGGAUUAAUUUGGUUUAAAAGAUGUCACAGUUGAAAUGGUGUGCCCUGUCUUGCACACCAGCUUUAUUAUUACUACAGACUAGGCGUUGAAGAAAUUAAUUCCAUAGCGUAUUAAGAGCUCUUUUGUAAAUAAUUUAGCUUUUCUUUUAAAUGCAGGCUUAUUUCUCUAAAGGGGUUGGUCUAACUUACUAUAAGGAACGUGUUAAAGAGUAAAUUUGUCUUAAGCGUUGUGAGAUUUUAGCCAUUUAUGAGUAAUAGUCAUUCUAUUCACUGCCACUUAAAAAUCUCUGUAAAUGGCAUUAAUUGAGAAAAUUAUUGAAUAUUCGGUGUUAAAAAAUAAACAAAGUGCCUUAUAUUGAUAUGAUGUACAACAUUCCGUUCAUUUCUUGAAAUAAAAACCACUUUUUGAAAUGAAAUGAUACAAAAUCGUUUGUGCCAACAACGGGCUAAUUAUUAUUUCCCCACUCUUGUGAUUUCCACGAUCAUUAGUGUCAAACUUAUAUUUUUAUUAAUAAAUAUAAAUGCCAAGUGAACACUUGUUUAAAUAAAA
This is a messenger RNA of Neocloeon triangulifer, 1918 nucleotides long. Its product is annotated as cyclin-dependent kinase 2-like. Gene Ontology annotation, biological process: regulation of gene expression; G1/S transition of mitotic cell cycle; protein phosphorylation. Bases 202 to 1119 code for a protein of 305 amino acids. Gene Ontology annotation, cellular component: cyclin-dependent protein kinase holoenzyme complex; cytoplasm; nucleus. The record is from RefSeq and is a predicted model, not a curated record. Lineage: Eukaryota; Metazoa; Arthropoda; Insecta; Ephemeroptera; Baetidae. Gene Ontology annotation, molecular function: cyclin-dependent protein serine/threonine kinase activity; cyclin binding; ATP binding. The transcript is spliced from 5 exons.